Messenger RNA from Miscanthus lutarioriparius, 636 nucleotides. NCBI's taxonomy places the organism in Eukaryota, Viridiplantae, Streptophyta, Magnoliopsida, Poales, Poaceae. The record is from the annotation of a GenBank genome assembly.
AUGCGCUGCCGCACCUGCUGCCGGAGCCGCGGCUUCAGCUGCCCCACGCACGUCAAGAGCACAUGGGUCCCCGCCGCCAAGCGCCGGGAGCGCCAGCAGCAGCUCGCCGCGCUCUUCCGCGGCGCCGCCAACAGCAACAGCGCCAGCGCCGCCGCUGCCGCUGCGGCCGCGAGCAGGCGCCCGCGCGAGCUCGUCCGCUCCCUUGGCCGCUUGCCGUCCGCCAACUCCGCCAUGGUCACCACGACAACCUCCUCAGGCGACGGCGGCGGCGGGAGGUUCCCGCCGGAGCUGAGCGUGGAGGCGGUGUUCCGCUGCGUGCGGAUCGGGCCGGUGGACGAGCCAGACGCGGAGCUUGCGUACCAGACGGCGGUGAGCAUCGGCGGGCACACUUUCAAGGGGAUCCUGCGUGACCACGGGCCGGCGGACGACGCGGCGGUGGGGCACCUGCCGCCGUCCUCGGCGGAGUACCACCAGCUGACGGCGGGGCAAGCGAGGGAAGGGUCGUCGCCGGCGGGGAGCAGCGAGGCGGCGGCGACGGUGGCGACGUCAGCGGCGGUGCUGAUGGACCCGUACCCGACGCCGAUCGGCGCCUUCGCCGCAGGCACCCAGUUCUUCCCUCAUAACCCUAGAACCUAG